Ipomoea nil (Japanese morning glory) is the source of this 732-nucleotide messenger RNA. RefSeq lists its product as uncharacterized. The transcript has a single exon. The record is from RefSeq and is a predicted model, not a curated record. NCBI's taxonomy places the organism in Eukaryota, Viridiplantae, Streptophyta, Magnoliopsida, Solanales, Convolvulaceae. The coding region runs from base 1 to 732 and encodes 243 amino acids.
AUGGCACCAACUUCUUCGACUCCUGCUGCGGGGUCUCCUCCCCUUGACGACCCGACACCGUACAGAUGUCUUGUUGGGUCUCUGAUGUAUCUGCUAAUCACUCGUCCAGAUCUAUCCUUCUCUGUGAAUCACCUAUGUCAAUUCAUGCAUGGACCAACACAGGACAACUGGGCGUCACUCAAACGGGUGUUGUGCUACAUGCAAGGCACUCAAAAUCUGGGGCUACGCCUCACACAGACAGUUUCUCCGGUUGUCCAUGCCUUUUCAGAUUCAGACUGGGCUGGCUGCUCUCUUGAUCGGAAGUCUACCUCCGGUUACACCAUGUUUUUGGGCCCCAAUCAUGUUUCCUGGACGUCUAGAAAGCAACGCACCGUAGCACGGUCCUCUACCGAAGCCAAGUAUAAAGCCCUGGCUGACGUUGCUGCCGAGGUCACCUGGGUACAGUCCUUGCUGCGAGAGCUUGGCUUACAUCCACCCACUGUUCCAAUUCUAUGGUGUGACAACUUAGGCGCAACCUACCUGUGCGCCAAUCCGGUAUUUCAUGCACGGACGAAGCAUGCAGAGGUCGAUUACCACUUUGUUCGGGAUAAAGUGACAACUGGAGCUCUCAAGGUGAACUUUGUAUCUACUAGUGACCAGCUCGCCGACAUCUUUACCAAGCCUCUCUCCUCCUCUCGCUUUGGUGAUUUGCGGCGCAAGCUUAGCGUGGUCCUGUGUCUCUCUUCAGCUUGA